This is a messenger RNA of Gasterosteus aculeatus aculeatus (three-spined stickleback), 2416 nucleotides long. RefSeq names its product NHERF family PDZ scaffold protein 2 (gene nherf2). Gene Ontology annotation, molecular function: signaling receptor binding; protein-membrane adaptor activity. Lineage: Eukaryota; Metazoa; Chordata; Actinopteri; Perciformes; Gasterosteidae. The record is from RefSeq and is a predicted model, not a curated record. Gene Ontology annotation, biological process: protein localization to plasma membrane. Gene Ontology annotation, cellular component: apical plasma membrane.
AAUAUCCUCGUCCACACUUGACUCAUAUCCACAGACAAAUGCUUUCUUUAGACGCGUAAAUCCACGGCAGCGCGCGGAGGCUGCGCAGCGCGCACAGGUGUGCGCUCCAGGGGACGUACGAGGCAUCUGUUGUUGACGCCUCUUCACUCGCGCGCCGGCUCGGACAGGAGGACACGCGCUCAGCUGACGAGGAGAAUUAAGUGUUACGCGCGAGGAAAAGCUUUCUAAUCUCUGAUCUCUUGGAUUAUUCCUCCAAUGGGUGGGAUUUAGCCACCGGGUUUUGUCUGGUGUUUUACGCACAUUUGCGCCCCUGGCAGUUACAUAAUGGAAUGGACGCUCAUUACUUUUAGCACUUUUUUUAUUUUUACUCUCUUAAGCAAUUGUGCAUUAUGAUCAUGCUAAAUGAUUGCUAAAUGAUUUCGGAUCUUUCGGUCAGCGGAGCGCAAAGUCGUACAUUGGAUUGAAAACCGGAGACUUCCCAUCACCCUCGGGACAAGCACCUGUCUACUGUCCCGAGAUCCGACCCCUGCCCUCCUUUGAUGCUCUGCGAUGGAGAGUGAGUUGAGACCUCGGCUGUGUUUCCUGACGAAAGGGGCGCGCGGAUACGGGUUUCACCUGCAGGGCGAGAGGAACCGAGGCGGACAGUUCAUCCGCAAAGUGGAGCCCGGCUCCAGCGCCGAGCUGGGCGGGCUGCGACCAGGAGACCGGGUGGUGGAGGUGAACGGUGAGAAUGUGGAGAACGAAAAACACUAUAAAGUGGUGGAGCGUCUCCGUGAAGUUCCCCACCGCACCAAGCUGCUGGUGGUGGACAGCGACACGGACGACUACCUCCGCGCCUGCGGCCUGCGCUGCACCGAGGACCUGGCGAUCGAGAUGGGGACGCUGUCCCCGCGGCCUUCGCCCGGUCCCACUCCUUCUGCUUCACCGAGAGAGAAUUCACCGUUCACACCCAAACUCAACCAGAUACACUUCCUUUACCCUCACACUGCCAACUCGCCCGCACACAAGACCUCACAAGAGAUCAAGAGAUACUCUGUCACAUCGAGCACAGGGCCAGACACAGAGCUGCAGGUGCAUCCCUCACCAGAGCCAGCGGCUGGGCUCCACCUCCUUCCCCGUUUGUGCCACCUGGUGAAGGGAGACCACGGCUACGGCUUCAACCUUCACAGUAACAGGACAAAAGAUGGACAGUUUGUUCGUUCGGUGGACCCCGGCUCCGCUGCUGAGGGUGGAGGCAUCAGGCCUGGAGACAGACUAGUGGAGGUGAACGGGGUGAACAUUGAGGGCCUGAGGCACUCAGAGGUGGUGGCGCUCAUUAGAGCCGAGGGGGAGAAAGUGAGCAUCCUAGUGGUCGACCAGGAGACCGACCAGCUCUUUCACAGACUGGGGAUGCGACCAACCAGCAGCCAGGUCAAAGAGGUCCAUCUGGAAGGAUCUGCCACAGAAAGCGCCCCAAACAGCCCGUCUCCCACCACUGACCUGCCCGCCUCAGAUCAACCAGUCAUGAAGAUCACAGUGACAAACUCCCCGACCACAAGUACAUCCCCAAAAUCCUUAUCAGAUGGGAGCUCGGCUUCUGUGUCCUCGAGAAGCUCCAUCACGCAAUCAGAGCUCAGCAGCUCGGACAUGAGCUUCCAGGUCCACGAUGAGGACGACGGGCGCGUUUUGGACCCCUUCAUGGACAGUGGCCUGCGUUUCAGUCCCACCGCUGCUGAGGCUAAACUCAAGGCCCUGGCCGGCCGCAACAAGAAGAGAGCUCCUGCUAUGGACUGGAACAAGAAACAUGAGACCUUCAGCAACUUCUGACCCCAGAACACAAUGAACACAUAUGAAGAAGACGAGCAACAAUGCCAUAGCACGAGAAAUACCUUUUGAAUUCUUCUCUGUUCAUGUUAUAAUCUUUAAUACUGUAACGCACGGUGCAAGAAAGAGAAAUGUGAAAAGGAAAAAGAAGCCAGUUUUAAUAUUAUGAAUAAUAAUAGUGAUAUUCCUAAAUCAUGUUCUGAGAUAUCAUUUUACUGCAUCUAUAAGGAUCUAUAAGGACAAAUUCUGUUGAUGUGUCACAGAUCUUGUUUAAUGCAGUGUAUAUGUACACUUUUCUUUUGUUUUUCAAAGUAACAGUUUCAUGUCAAUUUAGAAGUACAACACUCAUCACAACCAAGUCCUGAAGUAGUUAUACUGACAUUUUGUUUGUCAAUUUAAUGUAGCAUAUCACAAAAAUGGACAAGGAGGAGGCAAAGUUAUGAAAUGUGAUGUUCACCUCAGUGCUUCUCUCUAAAGGAAAAUACCUAAAAGACAGAAGAGAAACGUCAGCACUCUGAUCUAGUGACGUUUUUGAGUGUUUUCUCUCACAAAUGUUCACGAUUGAAACUUCUCACAAUGUAAAAAUAAACUUUCAAAAUAUUUGUAAAGGCCA